CUUAGACACAAUAAAUUCGUUUUUAUUAAAUUAUUUAAGUAUCUCAUCUGAAUUCUCACUUUUGGUUAUCAAUUCCUGAUAUUAAAGGAAUGUUUCCACGCAAUCGCCGGUUAUAUGUUAAGCUACUCAAGUUUACGUGCCUAAUUUUAACAAUUCUAUUUCUUUUCGACUAUUUUGGUGUUUUCCUUCACAUUUUUGAAGUAAAGUUUGAAAAGUUUGAGUAUGAAUUGAAUGGAAAUAUUAAUGCAAUAUGCUAUAAAGUAAGAAAAGGUGAAAAGCCAGACGUUGAGCCAAUCAAUAUUGCUGUACAUAGCUAUAGACAUAACAAUGAGAAUAAAUGCAAGGAUGAGUUACAGAAAGGUCUUGUGCCACACCUUUUAAUUAUAGUCAAGUCUAAAAAUGACCAUUUCGAGAGACGAAAUGCUAUCAGGAACAGCUGGGGAUUUGAGAAAAGAUUCUCGGAUGUGAUUAUAAGGACAGUCUUUUCAUUAGGAAUCGAUCAACAAACGCAUAAUAAUCAGCUAUCAGAGAUACAGAAGCUUGUUGAUAUUGAGUCGGAGAGAUAUAAGGAUAUUAUUCAGUUCAAUUUCAUUGAUGAAUACUAUAACAACACUCUUAAGACCAUCCAUGGCAUGAAAUGGUGUAAAGAGAACUGCAUUAGAAGCAAGUUCUACCUGUUUGUUGACGAUGAUUAUUACGUAUCGAUUAAAAAUAUUCUAGCAUUUCUAAGGAAUCCAGUGAACUAUCCUGAGUAUCUAGAAGCAUAUAAAGAACAAUUGAGGAAAUUAAACCAAAGGAAAUUACAGGAGAUAAAGUUAAUUAAUGGAACAAACCAUACAGAGAUGACAAAUAGGAACUUAUUGAGCUUCAAUAUUGAACUUCCUCCUAAUGUGAAGCUAUUUGCUGGAUAUGUAUUUAAUUCAAGACCACAUCGUCAUCGGAGCAGUAAAUGGUACAUCCCACUUGAUGAAUAUAAAUAUGAUCGAUGGCCUACAUACGUUACUGCUGGAUGUUUCAUGUUGUCAAGAGAAGCACUGCAAGAAAUGUAUUGCACGAGUCAGUACACAAAAUAUUUUAGAUUUGAUGAUAUUUUUUUGGGGAUUGUUGCAUUGAAAGCCAAUGUUGAGCCUUUACAUUCUGAAGAGUUUUAUUAUUACAAAGCUGCAUAUUCAGGUCCUGCAAGCUAUCGUUAUGUCCUUGCAACACACGGCUAUGAAAACUCGAAUGAAAUGCUCAAAGUUUGGAAUGAAGUACGAGCUAGUGGAUAUGCAUAAUUUAUAUAGUAAAUAGAAGUUUUGAUCAGACGAAUUAUAAGCGUAGACAUCGUAGAUUGACUACUGAGUAGUUAUUAUUUGUUGAAGAUAUUAUGGAUCUCGAAUUUUAGUAACAAUAUGAAUAUCUAAUAAAAAUCUCGAAAACACUUGUAGGUAUUUAAACAAUUUUUCAUUUAUCUGAAAUAAAAGUAGUGAACCUUUGUGAUCACAAG
Molecule: messenger RNA, 1486 nt
Organism: Chironomus riparius
Lineage: Eukaryota; Metazoa; Arthropoda; Insecta; Diptera; Chironomidae
Source: the annotation of a GenBank genome assembly